AUGCGUCAGGUUCCGGCCCCAGAACAAGAUCGAGCUGCACGAAGGCGGGUUGAUCUGCGUCGAGAAGAACUGCGACCAAUCCUUCUACUUGAAGGCACGCUGGCCGUCACAUCGUUUUGUUUGUUUGUUCGUCCCUGCUACGGGAAGCGUCUAACGCAGCGCGAAUUCCAGGAUGAGAAGGAGGAGAAGACGCUGUUCACGUUCGACCGGACCUUCUACCAGGACUCGUCGCAGCAGGAAGUCUUCAGCUACGUCGCACUGCCCGUCGUGCAGGAUGCUCUUUCGGCAAUCAACGGCACAGUGCUCGCGUAUGGUCAGACCGGAGCGGGCAAGACGCACACGAUGGAGGGGCCCAACAUGCUCAUCGACGACCCCGAGAGUUCCGGCAUUCUCCCACGCGUCGCCAAGGAGAUCUUCGUCCGCAUCAAUGCGGACCUCUACGAUGUGUCAAAGGACAACCUGGUGGUGAAGGAGGACCAAACCCGAGGGAUCUCCAUUGCCGGCGUCACCGAGAUAUAUGUUGAGGGCGAGAAGGAAAUGCUUCAGCUUCUUGAGGUACGCUGUUCUCUGACUUUCUGCAUUCGUUCGUUGGAUGCCCACAUAAGUUUACUGACUCUUUUCUUUCAGGCUGCAAUCAAGAAUCGGGCUGUUGGGGCCACCAACAUGAAUCAGGCAAAUGUCUUUGGCAGCUCGCAAGUUGGGAAGAUCUACCUUGUGGAUUUGGCUGGCUCGGAGAAGGUUGAAAAGACAGGGGCGGAAGGACGACUGCUUGAUGAGGCCAAGAUGAUCAACAAAUCACUCUCUGCCUUGGGGAAUGUCAUUAAUGCCCUCACAUCCGAUAAGGCGUCGCACAUCCCCUAUCGUGACUCCAAGCUCACUCGGAUUUUGCAAGAAUCGCUGGGUGGAAAUUCACGUACAACUUUACUCUGCUGCUGCUCCCCUUCCACUUACAACUAUGCAGAAUCCGUAUCUACUGUCCGCUUCGGGUUAAGGGCGAAGCAAAUCAAGAAUAAGCCUGUCGCCAAUAGAGAGGUGGGGCGUGGGGAACUCCAGCGGCGCUUGCAGGAUUCAGAGCUGGAGUGCGAGUUGCUGAGGCAGCACAUUCAGACCCUCACCCUGGCCAUUCAAAGGCUUCCUGGUGGAGGUGAGGUUCUGAAGGACGUUGGCGAUCCAAUCGGCGAAAAAACUUCAGGAUCCAAUUGCAUGAAGGGAAGCCAAAUGCUUGCUGCGUGCAUUGAGGGGCUGCAUGGCCUUCUUUCCAGUGAGGGCAUGGCUCUGGCGUCUGAGCUACCCACCAUUGAAGACAUGAGUGACAUUCCAAAGCUGCUGCCUGCUGUGGUGGAGAAACACCUCUCUAGUCAGUCCAGUGAGGGAAACGAUGAGAAGGAUUUGAAGUAUCUUGAAGAGGCGAUGGAUGAUAUGGCUGCCCGUCUCAAGAAGCUGGAAGCCAAGAUUGCAAGAUAG
This is a messenger RNA of Closterium sp. NIES-65, 1464 nucleotides long. The record is from the annotation of a GenBank genome assembly. Lineage: Eukaryota; Viridiplantae; Streptophyta; Zygnematophyceae; Desmidiales; Closteriaceae.